This is a messenger RNA of Ruditapes philippinarum (Manila clam), 3117 nucleotides long. RefSeq names its product cationic amino acid transporter 4-like. NCBI's taxonomy places the organism in Eukaryota, Metazoa, Mollusca, Bivalvia, Venerida, Veneridae. Gene Ontology annotation, biological process: amino acid transport; transmembrane transport. Gene Ontology annotation, molecular function: amino acid transmembrane transporter activity. The record is from RefSeq and is a predicted model, not a curated record. Gene Ontology annotation, cellular component: plasma membrane.
UAGGUUCCAUGGCACUGAGUGUAAAGGACAAGUUGGGGACAUUUUGGAACAAUGUUAACAGGAAAAAGACAAUAAGGGAUGACUUUCACGAGACACCCCUGAAAAAAUGUUUGAAUACUUUCGAUAUGACCCUCCUUGGUGUAGGACAAAUGGUCGGAGCAGGACUCUAUGUUCUCACCGGAACCGUGGUCGCAGACCUUGCUGGGCCGUCUGCUAUUCUUUCCUACCUUUUCGCCGGCAUUGCUGCAAUUUUGUCGGCGCUUUGCUAUGCCGAGUUUGGUGCCCGUGUUCCUAAAGCUGGUUCCGCCUAUUCUUACACAUACAUUGCUAUUGGAGAGGUAUGGGCUUUUGUUAUCGGAUGGAACAUUGUUCUUGAACAUUUGCUCGGAGCAGCCAUUGCGCGCGCGUGGAGUGGCGCCAUUGAUGCACUAUUCAAUGGUGAAAUUAGAAAAAGUACGUUAGAAAACGUUGGUUACCUUAGUCACGAAUCACGAUGGAUUUCUGACUAUCCAGAUUUUAUUGCCAUGGCCAUCACCAUAUUAAUCUUUGCUGUUAUAGCGUCAGGUGCAAAGUUCACCGUUCACUUCAACACUGUUUUCACGGCAUUCAACUGUGCUGUGAUUCUAUUUUUAGUAAUCGCCGGAUUUGCAUUUGCGGAUAAGCGGAAUUGGACAGAACAUGGCGGCUUUUUUCCAUACGGGUUCGGAGGGUCUCUGGCUGGUGCAGCAACAUGUUUUUAUGCUUAUAUAGGCUUUGAGGGAAUAGCAGUCUCUAGUGAAGAGGCAAGGGAACCCGAGAAGUCAAUCCCUAUUGCAACAAUUUCCUCGUUGCUAAUUGUUUCGGUGAUUUACAUACUAGCAACCACAGCAUUAACAUUGAUUGUUCCCUAUUAUGACGUAGAUCCGGCCGCUGCAUUUCCAGCUGCAUUUGCGACACGUGGUAUAAUGUGGGCGAAGUAUAGUGCCGGAAUAGGGACACUGUUUGGAAUAACCACUUCACUGCUUGGCAGCGCCUUUUCUCUGCCACGAUCAGUUUACGCCAUGGCACAAGAUGGGCUUCUGUUCAAAUCACUAGCUUAUGGCCAUCCAAAGUUCCAGACGCCAGUGUUGGCCAUUGUUAUAUUCGGAUCAGUCUCGGCUUUGAUGGCAUUACUAUUUGAAAUAACAACAUUAGUGGAAUUCAUGUCGAUAGGAACAUUGACUGCUUAUACAAUCGUGUCAGCAAGUGUUAUUGUGUUACGGUAUCUUCCUGUUUAUAAAUGUCAAUUUAAACUCAAACCGGAAGAAGAGCAGCCGAUUCACGAUGAUACCUCCCCCACUGAAGAGUCUUCAAUUAUUAAAAAAUCAAAAAGCCAAGAUGACUUUGGAAAGCUUAAACACAAACUUCGUGCACUUCCUAUUCUUAACAAAUUUGAACCAGGGAACGCUGUAAUGCUUGCAGCCCUUUGAUUACUAUUCGUGAGCAUCCUAUGUACAAAUUCGUUAUUGAUAUUUGGAUAUGAUGAGCUAAGUGAUGGGUCCUGGUGGGCUAUUAUUCUGCUGAUAGUGUUCGUUGCCAUGGUAAUCACGUGCUACCUCGUGAUGGUAGCACACGAGAAAAAUGACGCAUUUCUAACAUUUCAGAUACCAUUGGUUCCAUUAAUACCCGCACUGAGUAUAGCAUGUAACACAGCAUUAAUGAUGAAACUAGGUUAUCUAACAUGGCUACGAUUGGGAAUAUGGAUGGCAGUAGGUUUUCUGCUAUAUUUUGCCUACGGUAUGCGUAACAGUAUUGAGGGUAAGGCUGUAACGUAUGGUCCCAUGAUAACGUACGGGGGUGAGGCUGACAUGUCAACGGGAACCCUGGCCAGACUUGACGAGGAGGUCGUGCAGCAACAGCCGGAGGCAAGGGAAGAAAUGAAAUCAUACGGCACAUAAUGGAAGACCAAGAGAGUGAAAUAAUUGUAUAUUCAACAAAACACAUUGCCAAAAGUAGAAUUUGGAAAGGAAACCGGAAGUUGACAAUAAUUGUCAGUGUAACUGUACAAGGAACCGGAUGUUGGUGGAAGCAUUGUGUUGCAUUAUGGGUGUUGUUGUGAGGCUUGUGCAGUGUUAUCUAUGUAGUCAAAUAAUUGUUAUAUUAAUUUAAACCAAUGCCAAAUAAUUAUAUCUUCUUUUCAUUUCAAAAUAAUACAAAAUACAGGCCUAUACAUACUUUCAUUAUUAAAAGAUCGUCACGUUGAAAUGAUAUCCAUUAUUUACUGUUUAUUUGUCACUGCCAGUGAACAAAUCUCUCUUACCAUGUUGUUGUGAGCAAAUACUUCCACGUAGUUAAAUCACUAAAGUAUUUUUAUUAAUUAAAAUUUUUCUGUUUCAUUUUCUGUAUAUAGUAAGUAAAGAAGUCAGAACAUUUUAAUCCUUUUGAAAUGGGACAACAUAUCAUAUGACAAGGCAGAACUGAUGGCCACGAGGGGCUUGGAUAACUAAAUGAAAUAAUAACCACGUCAUAGAAAAAAUAUGCACUUGAAAUUCAUUUAUUUUCUUAACAUCACCUACAUAAAUAACACAUAUAUAUAUUUUAAGCAUUUUUAUGAUCAUAUUUUGCUUUUUAAAAUAAUUUUUAGAACGUCAUUAUACAAUGUUGUAAGACCAUAACGUUUUAAUAAUUAUGUUUGAUGACGUCACAAAUGACAUAUUUUUCAUUCUCCGGAACUCCGUACUUACAAACCCAUCCUCUGAACUAGAAUAAGUAUAUGCGAGGAAUCGAAGUCAAACCCAAAGCAUACCAUUUCGAACCGAUGUACAAGACAUGUUCAAAACAGAACAAUAAUUAUGUUAUCCCUGUUUCUGUAUGAAAUAAAUUACCAUUGACUUAAUAUUUAGAAAAAAUAUUUUAUGAGUAUUAAAAACAUUUGCCAGUGUUAUAUUAUCAAUGUUAAUUGUUAUGACAUAUUUAAUCAAAGAGAAAAUAAAUUUUCUGUAUGAACAAUAUAAGUUGCUUGAUUAAUUUCUCCCCAUAUAUUUGACUUACAAUAUUUUAAAUAUGAGCCAUGGUGACGCCGAUUGUAGCUCAAUACUUUGUUAUUUUUAUAUCUUUUUUUAAACAUUGAAAAUACAAAGAAACCAAAUGGCAGAUAAG